CAAAGCGUCAAUACAGGACUAAGAUCGAGUCGUAUUACAUCGGCUCUGACGCUCGUCGGAUGUGGCAGCGCCUGGACACCAUUACAGACUACAAAGGGAAGCACAGCCGAGAGCUGCCCAGUGACACGAGCUUGCCGGACAAGCUAAACUACUUCUAUGCUUGCUUCGAGGCAAAUAACACUGAAACAUGUAUGCGAGCACCAGCUGUACCGGAAGACUGUGAUCACGCUCUCCACAGCUGAUGUGAGUAAGACCUUUUGACAGGUCAACAUUCACAAAGCCGCAGGGCCAGACGGAUUACCAGGACGUGUACUGCGAGCAUGCGCUGACCAACUAUCAAGUGUUUUCACUGACAUUUUCAACCUCUCCCUGUCCGAGUCUGUAAUACCAACAUGUUUUAAGCAGACCACCAUAGUGCCUGUGCACAAGAACACUAAGGAAACCUGCCUAAAUGACUACUGACCCGUAGCACUCACGUCUAUAGCCAUGAAGUGCUUUGAAAGGCUGGUCAUGGCUCACAUCAAUACCAUCAUCCCAGAAACCCUAGACCCACUCCAAUUUGCAUACCGCCCCAACAGAUCCACAGAUGAUGCAGUCUCUAUUGCAAUCCACACUGCCCUUUCCCACCUGGACAGAAGGAACACCUAUGUGAGAAUGCUAUUCAUUGACUACAGCUCAGCGUUCAACACCAUAGUGCCCUCAAAGCUCAUCAAUAAGCUAAGGACCCUGGGACUAAACACCUCCCUCUGCAACUGGAUCCUGGACUUCCUGACGGGCCACCCCCAGGUGGUAAGGGUAGGUAACAACACAUCCGCCACGCUGAUACUCAACACAGGGGCCCCUCAGGGGUGCGUGCUCAGCCCCCUCCUGCACUCCCUGUUCACUCAUGACUGCACGGCCAGGCAUGACUCCAACACCAUCAUUAAAUUUGCCGAUGACACAACCGUAGUAGGCCUGAUCACCGACAACAACGAGACAGCCUAUAGGGAGGGGACCUGGCCAUGUGGUGCGAGGACAACAACCUCUCCCUCAACGUGAUCAAGACAAAGGAGAUGAUUGUGGACUACAGGAAAAAGAGGACAUAGCACGGCCCCAUUCUCAUCGACGGGGCUGCAGUGUAGCAGGUUGAGAGCUCCAAUUUCCUCGGUGUCCACAUCACCAACAAACUAACAUGGUCCAAGCACAACAUAAUAGUCGUGAAGCGGGCACGACAAAACCUAUUCCCCCUCAGGAAAUUGAAAAGAUUUGGCAUGGGUCCUCAGAUCCACAAAAGGUUCUACAGAUACACCAUCGAGAGCAUCCUGACUGGUUGCAUCACUGCCUGGUACUACAGAGUGUGAACGGCCCAGUACAUCACUGGGGCCAAGCUUCCUGCCAUCCAGGACCUCUAUACCAGGCGGUGUCAGAGGAAGGCCCUGACAAUUCUCAAAGACUCCAGCCACACUAGUCAUAGACUGUUCUCUCUCAUACCAAACGGCAAGCGGUACCGGAGCGCCAAGUCUAAGUUCAAUAGGCUUCUAAUCAGCUUCUACCCCCAAGCCAUAAGACUCCUGAACAUCUAGUCAAAUGGCUACCCAGACUAUUUACAUUGCCCCCCCUCCCCUCUCCACACCACUGCCACUCUCUGUUGUCAUCUAUCCAUAGUCACUUUAAUUAACUCUACCUCCAUAUACAUACUACCUCAACCAACCGGUGCCCCCGCACAUUGACUCUGUACUGGCACCCCCCCCCACUGUAUAUAUUGUUGUUUUUUACUGCUCCUCUUUAAUUACUUGUUACUUUUAUCUCUUAUUCUUAUCUGUAUCUUUUUAAACUGCACUGUCGGUUAGGGGCUCGUAAGUAAGCAUUUCACUGUAAGUUGUAUUCGGGGGAUGUGACUAAUAAAAUUUGAUUUGAUUUGAAAUUAUGAACACAGGCUCAGUUGUGGGAGGGGCCUCAGACUGUCUUCCCAGUGCAGUGGUCAGUGCUGCUUAAGUGUUUUCCCUAUAGUAUCCAGCACCUUUAUGUGCAGCAUCUCUGGGCACUUAGAAGAGAGAGUCAAGUGACUAACUCCAUCUAAAUCUCUCUCUCUCUCUGGUAAAAUGCAUUUCUGGCCUGUUCCCAUUCCAGUCCUAAGACCAGCAUUUUGCAUCUCAAUGAUUGAUGAUUGAUUUAUCCCCCCUGCCCCCUCUCUCAGCUCCAGCUUAAACUCACUCCAUUAAGAUGUGCACACUCAUCAGUUAUGAACUCUACCCAUCUUUGUCUCUUCUCUUUGUCUUGUUUACGCCCUCACAGUCAUGCACACUACCACAACUGAUAUCAUGAAAGUGUUGGUGGAUUGUAAAUUAAUGGAGAGCAUUGUUGCUAAAACUUGACAGACUUAAAGAGAAAUAGGAUGGAAAAACCUUAGGGCACUCUGUCUACCUCCCCUCUUCCCCCAAUUUGGGAAUCCAUCCAGUGUUAUGUUUGAUGUGAGUCUGCCUUUUUGUGCUAUAUGUGUCAAUGGGAGGUAGACACAGGCAGCGCCACACAGGGCAGGGCAGACUCCUUCACUCUAAGUGCUACUGGUCAUAUUCCAGCCAUCAGCGGAUGUGGAUCAAUGCCUGGUUUACAGCUUUACAUCAUCCUUAAAAUGCCUGGGCAAACAAGGAAACGCUCAGACGGUCAAUCAGAAACUAUUAGUAAAAAACACACAUCAUCCCUCCGGACUCGCUGCCCUCCUCCCCCCUCUCUCACUCAUCUUUCUCGCUCACUCAAACCGGAGACUGCACUAGAGGGAGAAUUCCUGUCUUGAUGGACCUGUGGGACGGACUUACCCAAAAAGGGAGACACAGGGGGUUCAGCCUGGGACAGAAUGUUUACUACAGAGGAUACUUCACAAAGGAUGUGGAGAUUUGGGAGAUGAGGAAUUAAGUAGUAUACCUUUGUUGUUUUUUUACUCAAAACCAUGCACUGGACCUGGAUUUAGAGGGACUUUUGGAAGACAAAAUAUUACCAACAAACUCACCUUUUUGCCUUCGCUGGAGAUCAAGGGGUUAAAUGAAUGGCAGCUGAAACAGAGUGACUGUUACUGGAUCUUUACCUUGUUCACCCAUGAAGAGCAUCGUCACUUGCAGAUUUCACCUGCUUUAACAGUGUGUGUGGGUGGGAGGAUGGGGGGAGUAAAGAGUGACCAAUAGAUUUCAGUGUUUGCAGCUAUUUUUCAGGCAUCUUCUUCAAUUCUUUAUUAGGAUGUUUUUUAGACACACACUUACAGCAGCAAACAUUUGUAAAGUUAUGGAAUACACAUCCUAUAUGUCCAGGGCUGGCCAAUAGAAAGCAUAUAAAGGUUCUUACUCAAAUCAAUCAGCCAUGGUGCUGGAUGGCAUGGAACUGAUUGCAAUUACUGUAGUCAUUGGCCUUUUUUUUGUAAUGUUCAAGCAGUUUGGUGUCUGGGAGCCCUUGUCAUUAGAUGAGAGUAGUGACUCUGAAUUGGAGCUUUCUACUGUUCGUCACCAGCCCGAAGGCUUAGAACAGCUCCAGGCCCAGACCCAGUUUACCAGGAAAGAGCUGCAGUCACUCUACAGAGGCUUCAAAAAUGAAUGUCCUAGUGGGCUGGUGGAUGAGGAGACGUUCAAGACCAUCUAUUCACAGUUCUUCCCCCAGGGAGAUGCCACCACAUAUGCACAUUUCCUGUUCAACGCUUUUGACAUGGACAGAAAUGGCUCUAUCCGUUUUGAGGACUUUGUGAUUGGACUAUCUGUACUGCUCAGAGGUUCAGAAACAGAGAAACUCCUGUGGGCCUUCAAUCUGUAUGAUAUCAACAAGGAUGGCUGCAUCACCAAGGAGGAGAUGUUGGCCAUAAUGACGUCCAUCUAUGACAUGAUGGGCAGGUAUACCUCUCCCAGUGUACGAGAUGAUGACCCAUCUGAGCAUGUGGACAAGUUCUUUCAGAAAAUGGAUCGGAACAGAGACGGGGUGGUGACCAUUGAUGAGUUCAUAGAGACCUGUCAGAAGGAUGAAGAUAUCAUGGCCUCCAUAAAGCUCUUUGAGAAUGUCAUCUAGGUCUAGGAAUGGAUAGAGAACACAGAUAUAUGUCAAGAUGACCUUUAAUUGAUUCCAAUAGCAGAACCUACAAGCCCCUCCGCACUUUACCCCUCACCGUUGGAUAAUAGAAGAUUAUUUACACACAUCAAAAUGAGGACAGUAAACAUUUAGCAUGUGGCAUAGGGAAAUGUGACUCUAAACGUUUGACUCCACUAUGUAUGGGAAAACAAUCCCUAAAAAUGGUCCUGCUGAUAGUUCUACUUUCCUUACCUUUUUUUCUCUCCAAUGUUUACUAACGACAUGCCACUGACUUUGAGUAAAGCCAGAGUGUUUAUGUAUGUGGACUCAACACUAUACAGGUCAGCUACUACAGCGACUGAAAUGAUUGCAACACUUAACAAAGAGCUGCAGUUAGUUUCAGAGCGGGUGGCAAGGAAUAGGUUAGCCCUAAAUAUUUCUAAAACUAAAAGCAUUGUAUUUGGAGCAAAACACUCACUUGACCCUAAACCUCAACUAAAUCUUGUAAUAAAUAAAUGUGGAAAUUGAGCAAGAUGAGAUGACUAAACUGCUUGGAGUAACCCUAGAUUGUAAACACUAUCAACAAGGCAGGUCCUACAGGCCCUAAUUUUGUCGCACCUUGACUACUGUUCAGUCGUGUGGUCAGGUAGGACCACAAAAUAGGACUUAGAAAAAUUGCAAUUGGCUCAGAACAGGGCAUGCACGGCUGGCCCUUGGAUGUACACAGAGAGCUAAUAUUAGUAAUAUGCAUGCAAAUCUCUCAUGGCUGAAAGUGGAGGAGAGAUUGACUUCAUCACUACUUUUAUUUAUGAGAGGUUUUGACAUGUUGAACGCACCGAGCUGUCUGUCUAUACUACUGGCACACAGCUCGGACACCCAUGCACCCCACAAGACAUGCCACAAGAGGUCUCUUCACGGUCCCCAAGCGCAGAACAGACUAUGGGAGGCACACAG
Messenger RNA from Salvelinus fontinalis (brook trout), 4977 nucleotides. Its product is annotated as calsenilin-like. Gene Ontology annotation, cellular component: voltage-gated potassium channel complex; nucleus. The record is from RefSeq and is a predicted model, not a curated record. Gene Ontology annotation, biological process: regulation of potassium ion transmembrane transport; negative regulation of transcription by RNA polymerase II. Bases 3331 to 4023 code for a protein of 230 amino acids. Gene Ontology annotation, molecular function: DNA-binding transcription repressor activity, RNA polymerase II-specific; RNA polymerase II cis-regulatory region sequence-specific DNA binding; calcium ion binding. NCBI's taxonomy places the organism in Eukaryota, Metazoa, Chordata, Actinopteri, Salmoniformes, Salmonidae. The transcript has 8 exons.